ACUGCAACCCAGCGGAAGAUCCCGUCAUAGACGGACAUAUCGUCAAUUUUCUGGCCCGAGUAGUUUAACUAUUCGAGUACUUCACAGUCCUUCUCAGGCUGACUCUAGUACCGGAUCAGGCGCUUGUCCAGGCAGGGCUCAGUGACACCUUUAAGGACAUCUGCGAAGCAACUUUCGGACUUGCUUUCUUCGCUACUCCGCAUCGAGGCGGCGAACAUGCUAGGCUCGGCAGCGUUGCGGCUGAAAUCGCGAAGUUGGUGACAGGCAACUCGAAGAAUACGUUUCUAGACCAUCUACAGAAAAACUCCAUCUUAUCAGAACAGCUUCGUGGCUACUUCAAGAACCAAAUUAAGAGAUAUAAGAUUCUGAGCUUUUAUGAAGAAAGAUACAUGGGGCGACUUGGGCUGAUAGUAGAUCGAGAGUCAGCUACACUUGGACUCGACGACGAUAUCGAGACUAUUAUUGGUGUUGAAGCUGAUCACCGAAGUAUUUGCAAGUUUGACAGCCGAGAAAGUCCAGCGUACAGGUCUGUCAUAGACAACCUUGUCAAACUUGCCAAUCAGGCCGUGAAGAAGUUCAGAGAAGAGAUGUUUCGAGACUCGCAAGAUGCUUUUGCAGCUGGAAGGGGAAAAUGGCUUGUUCCAUAUGCGGAAAAUCCACGAUUCUCAGGGCGCGAGGCGGCUUUGAAGAAGUUGGAUGAGUAUCUAGAACCUCGACUUGGAUCACAGCGGAGAGUGGCCUUAUAUGGACUCGGCGGAGUCGGAAAGACACAGAUCGCGCUCAAGUAUGCGUACAGGAUCCGGAACGACUACGAGAAAGUCUCGAUAUUCUGGGUCCACGCCAACAGCCGCGAAAAAUUCCAUCAGUCAUACCUGCUGCUGGCUAAGGAACUCGACAUCCCUGGUGCCGAUUCCCACCAAGUAGACAAGCUGGCUGUGGUCAGCGAGUGGCUCAGUCGGGAGAGGGUCUGCGGACAGUGGCUGAUGAUCCUACAAAAUGCUGACGAUGUGAGCAUGUUCCAGGACCGCCCAGCAGACCAGAACCAGGAGACCUUCGCGGCGAAAGUGACAGACUACAUUCCCAGUUGUCAACACGGUGCGCUCCUGAUCACCGCACGAGACAAGAACGUCGGUGAAGCCUUGGAUGCAAUCAACCACCAGAUACUGGCAAUGGACCUAUCUGAAUCGGUAGACAUGCUGGCACAGAUCCUCCACGGGGACCAAUAUACACGGGAUGAUUUCGAAAAACUGGCCCAUUGUCUCGAAAGGGUACCACUGGCAAUGAGUCAAGCAGCCGCAUACAUAUCGAAGAACUCGAUGAGGAUCAGCGACUUUUUACAAAUGUUUGAGAAACGAGCAAACGCCCUUGAUAUCCUUGCUCGGGACGUCAAAGGCGUAGACAGAUCCGUCACGGCUACAUGGCAGAUGUCCUUCACGCAAAUCCGAGAACAAAAUUGUCUUGCUGCCGACAUUUUGUCUCUGAUGGCUUUCUUGGAUCGAAACGACGUCCUCGACACUCUCAUUACAAGUCAGUACGAGAAUACCUCUGACACGCAGUUUGAAGACGCCUUGGGGCUCCUGAAAGCAUUCUCCCUGAUCCAAGAGACAUAUGCGAUUGUCGCUGGUGAAGAGCAUCGAGCUUACAGCAUGCAGCAUAUGGUUCAGUUGGUUACUCGGCAUUGGCUGGCAAGUCAGAGCGCCGCAGAUACAUGGGCAGAAAAGGCACUGUUUGCGGUUGCCAGGGUGUUUCCUCCUGGUGAGCACGAGGAUUGGGAAAAGUGCGAAGUCUACCUCCCUCAUGUUCGAGUAGUCUUGGACGUGGAGAUCAAGUCGAAGGCAGGGACCAGAACCAAGGCUGAACUGCAAUACCACUCCUCGUCCUUCUUCCGGGUCAAGGGCUAUCAUGCUCGAGCCGAAGAAAUGGCCCGUCAGUCGAUCAUCAACUGGAAGGAAGCCCUUGGGCCAGAUAAUGCUUCGACGCUAGCGAGCUAUACCAGUCUGUCUCGGAUCCUUCUUGAGCAAGGGCAGAUUGAGGCCGCAAAGGAGGUGCAGGUGGAGGGCCUGAAGGCUGCUGAAUCGGGGGUGAAGGAGACUGAUCCUGCCAUGCUCCGGGCACGUCGCCAUUUAGCGGCAUUGGAUGGCCUUCAAGGAAAGUUCGAGGACGCAUACAACACGCUGCUCGCCGUGACGGAGAAGAGCCAAAUCAAUCCUGGCAGACAACACGCGGACACGCUUCGGGCUACGCGCGACCUGGCCGUCACUCUCGCCCACUUGGGCCGAUAUAACGAAGCCAAGGCAUUGUUGGAGGAAGUGCUGGAGAUUCGCAGGCAGGUCCUGGGCGCGGAAAACCUGGAGACGCUCAUCAGCAUGUUCGAUCUCGCCGAGUUGUACAAACUGCAAGACCCGGAGAACAACGCUGCCAGGGCAGCAGUCCUCGAGCGAGAGGUCGUCCGAGUCCGCGAGACAACCCUCGGCGAGGAGCACCCGGCGACCAUCCUCGCGAUGGAGAGCCUGGCCGACAGUCUCAGGUGGCAGAACCGGUACGAGGAGGCCGCGGGACUGGGCAAGAAGAUCGAGGAGAUCCUGAGCAAACCCCGCCGCAAACCCGCGCAGGAGAAGGACCAUGGACACCCGAAGUCGGCGCCGCUGCACACCAUGAGCUACAAGAUCCAGACGUACAAGCUCCCGCAGCCACCGCAGCGUCCGUGGCCCCAAGCAGUGCAGAUCGGAGGGUUGCCCAACAACGUCAAACCGCAGCGCGUCUCGGUCAGCAAUCUACCCGCCGGAUCAUCUCCUUCUUCCUCGUCGGGCCCGUCUUCGCCCUCGCUCUCCCCCCCGGCGGUCAAGGGCGAUGCUGCCCAGCGCCGCAAGUCGAACCCGGUGGACCGCAUCCUUGUGCGCUUCUCGCACCUCAAGGCCAAGGUCGGGGCGGCGUAUGACCAGGCCAAAUGAGGCGGCGUGGGAAAUACGGAGGACUGAAACUUGAGAUCUGACACACACACACGCGCGCGCGCAUGUUUCACGCUCGCACCCGCUUAUGCAAUGCUAUGUGUACAUCCUCAGCCAAGAACCAAGAGGCUGGAUUACGAGCCCGUUGAUAGGUAGUUACUAGUUAGCUACUUGACUUAAAAAAGAGUCGAACGCACAAGGGGGUACGAAGGAUAUCAUGAUCGCGAC
Molecule: messenger RNA, 3176 nt
Organism: Cladophialophora immunda
Lineage: Eukaryota; Fungi; Ascomycota; Eurotiomycetes; Chaetothyriales; Herpotrichiellaceae
Exons: 4
Coding region: 390-2951 (853 amino acids)
Molecular function (GO): protein binding
Source: RefSeq, a predicted model, not a curated record